Molecule: messenger RNA, 1225 nt
Organism: Myotis davidii
Lineage: Eukaryota; Metazoa; Chordata; Mammalia; Chiroptera; Vespertilionidae
Product: acidic mammalian chitinase-like
Exons: 7
Biological process (GO): carbohydrate metabolic process; chitin catabolic process
Cellular component (GO): extracellular region
Molecular function (GO): chitin binding; chitinase activity
Source: RefSeq, a predicted model, not a curated record
AUGGUGUCAUCGCAGGGAGCUUGCUCUCUCAUUGUUUCUCACCUCUUCCUCUGGGGACCAGGCUCUGCCUAUCACCUGACAUGCUACUUCACCAACUGGGCCCAGUACCGGCCAGGCCUGGGCCGCUUCACGCCCGAUGACAUCGACCCCUGCCUCUGCACUCACCUGAUCUACGCCUUCGCCGGGAUGCGCAACAACGAGAUCACCACCAUCGAAUGGAAUGACGUGACCCUCUACCGGGCUUUCAAUGGCCUGAAGAACAAGCCCAGGCUGAUGGUCACGGCCGCAGUCGCUGGUGGCAUCUCCAACAUCCAGGCUGGCUAUGAGAUCCCCCAGCUGUCCCAGUACCUGGACUACAUCCAUGUCAUGACCUAUGACCUCCAUGGGUCCUGGGAGGGCUACACUGGAGAGAACAGCCCCCUCUACAAAUACCCAACCGACACUGGCAGCAACGCCUACCUCAAUGUGGAUUACGUCAUGAACUACUGGAAGGACAACGGGGCCCCGGCUGAGAAGCUCAUCGUUGGAUUCCCAUCCUAUGGACACACCUUCAUCCUGAGCAACCCCUCCAACCAUGGGAUCGGGGCUCCGAUCACUGGCCCUGGCCCUGCUGGGCCCUACACCAGGCAGUCUGGGUUCUGGGCCUACUAUGAGGUAUGCUCCUAGCAAUCUGAGAGAGACAGAGAAAGGUGGGAGGCUGCCGAGGAUGUCCCCUAUGCUUACAAGGGCAAUGAGUGGCUUGGCUAUGACAACACCAAGAGUUUCAAAAUCAAGGCUGACUGGCUGAAGAAGAACAACUUUGGAGGCGCCAUGGUCUGGGCCAUCGAUCUGGAUGACUUCACGGGCACUUUCUGCAACCAGGGCAAAUUCCCCCUGACCACCACCCUGAAGGACGCCCUGGGUCUGCAGAGUGAAAGUUGCAAAGCCCCAGCCCAGCCCAUUGCUCCCAUCACCGAGGCUCCCAGUACAGGUGGAGGCAGUGGCAGUGGCAGUGGCAGCGGCAGCGGCAGCUCGGGAAGCAGCCCCGGGGGCAGUGGAUUCUGUGCCAACAGGGCCAGUGGCCUGUACCCCGAUCCCACUGACAAAAAUGCCUUCUACAACUGUGUGAACGGACACACCUUCAUUCAGCACUGCCAGUCCGGCCUGGUCUUUGAUGCCUCCUGUUCCUGCUGCAACUGGUGAUGUCUUUGCCAGACACCACGUCCCUCAUUCCAGCUCAGAAAUU